AUGUUAGACUGUAAUCCAAUCUCGACGCUACUGGACCCGAACCAAAAGUUGACGAAAAGUCAAUGUCCAACGGAAACAGCUGAUAUUGAAGAAAUGUCACAGAAGCCAUAUAUGCAAGCAGUUGGUAGUUUGCUGUUUGCUGCACAAUUGACAAGGCCGGAUAUAGCAUACGCUGUCAACAUGUUGAGUCGUUUUGGAACCAACCCAGGCAAAUCGCAUUGGGCAGCCGUGAAACGUGUGUUGCGAUAUGUAAAAGGAACCAUUGAUAAGAGAUUAACUUAUCAAAAGGAACAUUCAGAGGUCGAAGGCUAUUGCGAUGCUGAUCAUGCUGGUAAUUUAGACACAGCUCAAACCACAACUGGCUAUGUUUUCUUGCUUCAGGGUGGUGCAGUAUCAUGGGCUUCGAAGCUGCAGAAGCGUAUUACUUUGUCAACUACUGAGUCCGAAUUCGUGGCAAUGGUUGCAUCCUCCAAGGAAGCCACUUGGCUUAAGGGUCUACAACGUGAAAUUUUUCCAUCAACUCCGAAACUAACCAUUCUGUACUGCGACAACAAAGGAGCUGAGAAUAAGGCCAACAACAAUUCAUACUCGGACGCUACAAAGCACGUACUCAUCAAACUUAAGUAUUUGCAUCAGAGAAUUAAAAAUAAGGAAUUAAAGUUAGUUCAUGUAUCUUCCGAUGAAAUGAUCGCAGAUGCUUUGACAAAAGGCUUGCCUAAAAUCAAAUUAGAAUAUUUUUCAAAGAAAUUUAGACUUAAUUGA
Molecule: messenger RNA, 762 nt
Organism: Anastrepha ludens (Mexican fruit fly)
Lineage: Eukaryota; Metazoa; Arthropoda; Insecta; Diptera; Tephritidae
Exons: 1
Coding region: 1-762 (253 amino acids)
Source: RefSeq, a predicted model, not a curated record